Kalmanozyma brasiliensis GHG001 is the source of this 1749-nucleotide messenger RNA. RefSeq names its product Prp31 C-terminal. The record is from RefSeq and is a predicted model, not a curated record. Gene Ontology annotation, cellular component: precatalytic spliceosome; U4/U6 x U5 tri-snRNP complex; U4 snRNP. Lineage: Eukaryota; Fungi; Basidiomycota; Ustilaginomycetes; Ustilaginales. The coding region runs from base 1 to 1749 and encodes 582 amino acids. Gene Ontology annotation, biological process: spliceosomal tri-snRNP complex assembly; mRNA splicing, via spliceosome. The transcript has a single exon.
AUGGCCAGCUUCGCGGACGAGCUGCUCGCCGACUUUGGCUCGGACGACGAGCAGGAGAUUGGCGUUCAGGAUGAAGGACUCGCUCAGCAGUCCACGAGCGGCGAUGCUAGUGAUAGCCGAAAGCGAGCUCAUCCGGAGAACGGCGACGGGCCUGACAGCAAACGAACUCACAUCGACGAUGCGGAUUUGGACGACCUCGAGAACGGCAGUGACGACGACAUGGAGGACGACGCAGAGUUGCAAUCAUCAAUGACCCCUUCGAAGCCGGACUCGAAUGGAAAUGGCGUUCCCCUCGGUCGCAACGCCGUCCUCCCAGCCGCGGAGCGAGACCAAGCCGACGUCGACUCGCUCGACCUCACGACCACCACCAGCGUCCGCAGCGUCGCCACCCUUCUUUCCACCAAUAGCAGAGUUCACUCCGUCCUGCAACAGAUCUCGCACUUCAUGUCUCUCCCCGAACCCGAUCUCGCAGGGGUCCUCGAAGAUUCGCCCGAAUACCACCUCAUCGUCACCUCGAACAACAUCGCCGUCGACGUGGAUAACGAGGUGAUGAUCGUGCACAAGUUCAUUCGAGACCACUACUCGCCCCGCUUUCCGGAGCUGGAAACGCUCAUUGGGAGUCCGUGGGACUACAUUCGAGCUGUGCAGGCGAUCGGCAACAGCGAGACGAUCCCUACCUCGUCGCUCGAGGGGAUUUUGCCGCACGGCACGGUGGUGGUGAUCAGCAUGACUGCGUCCACCACCACCAGCACCCCUUUGCCCGAGGCAGAAUGGCGUGCGGUGCAGGAAGCGCUCGAUCUGGUGUUUCAACUCGAAUCCGUUCGAUCUCGCAUCCUGGCGUAUGUCGAAUCGCGCAUGUCUUUGGUUGCACCCAACCUGUCUGCUGUUGUAGGCACGCGCACCGCCGCAAAACUCCUCGGUGUAGCCGGCGGUCUUGACGGUCUCUCCAAGAUCCCGGCGUGCAACAUCCAUCUCCUGGGAGCAUCCAAGAAGCUCUCUACGGGUCUAUCGUCCGCGCACGGCGCCGCUCGCGCAUCCGGCUUCAUCCACCAAGCGCCGCUCAUCGCCGACACGCCCGACGACUAUCGCCGGCAAGCCGUACGCAUGGUCUCUGCGAAAGCGCUGCUCGCUGCCCGCAUGGACGCCGGUAAGACCUCCAGUCGGGACGGCUCGUACGGUGUCAAACUGCACGAAGAGCUGGCGAAGAAGAUCGAAAAGCUCCUGGAACCGCCCCCGCAGAAACUGGACAAGGUGCUGCCCGUGCCUGUCGAGGGCAGUGGCGGCAAGAAGCGACGCGGCGGGCGAAAGGCAAGAAAGGCCAAGGAGAGGAACGGAAUGACAGAGCUGCGCAAGAUGCAGAACAGGAUGGAAUUCGGGAAGCAGGAAGAAGAGGCGAUGGGGUACGAUGAGAGUGUUGGGUUGGGCAUGAUUCAUUCUUCGUCGAGUGGGAAGGUCAGGGCGCAGGGAGCGGAGGAGAGGAGUAAGGGCAGGAUGAGUAAGGCGAAUAAGAACCGGUUGACUGCGUUGAGAGGAGCGAGUGGGGGAGCGAGUUCGGUGCUGGCAGGGGGACAGACGGAUGGAACGGCAAGCUCGUUGAGCUUCACGCCUGUGCAAGGGAUCGAGCUGGUUGAUCCGAGUCGGAAGACGGGAGGCGGAGGGAGGGAGAACGAGAAGUGGUUCAAGGAGGGGCAGUUUUCGUUGUUGCCGGGAGCAAAAGGGAGCAUGGGACCGCCAGCAUCGAAGAAGUAA